UGACUAUUAAGCACCAAGGUUACGUCUUGUAAAUUCACCUUCCUGGUAGUCUCAUAUGACCUGACAAAGUCUUCUUCUUCAUUCAUGUACUUUCUUUGGGACGUGUCUGCAAUUAUUAAGUAUUACUACUAUUAUUUGUGUGAACAAGAAUUUUUUUCCCCUUAACAGACUUCCAUUAGACUAUCAACACUCCAAGGAUCCAUCCCAUUUUAGCUUUUUGGGAACUUUGAGGUACAUCACAAACCUCAAAAACAGCAAUAUCACUUGGCUUUUGUUUCUGCUAUUUUGAGGCAUCGAUUUUGGUUUCGGUUUCUCCCGAAGCAGCUUUUGAUUGGUAUCACAUACAGAGGGUCAUUGUUGCAUCCUAAAGUUAUGACUUGCUUCCCUUUAUUCUGUAGAAAACAUCACUCAUCAACUAGGCAUCCAUCCGAAUUUGAUGGUGAGCUCUCCGGCGUCAAGAAUGUCACGCUUUUCUCGUAUAAGCAGUUAAGAAUUGCCACAGAUGAUUUUAGUCCCGUGAAUAAAAUCGGAGAGGGCGGAUUUGGUUCUGUUUAUAAGGGAAGGCUAAAAAGUGGGAAAAUGGCUGCGAUAAAGGUUCUUUCAAGUGAAUCAAAGCAGGGCGUCAGGGAGUUCUUGACCGAAAUUAAAGUAAUUUCAGACGUUGAGCAUGAAAAUUUAGUCAAACUCUAUGGCUGUUGUAUAGAAGACGAUCACAGGAUUUUGGUCUACAACUAUCUUGAAAAUAACAGCCUUGCUCAAACACUUCUUGGUGGAGGACACAGUAGCAUCCAGUUCAAUUGGCGAACACGGACUAAAAUUUGCGUUGGAGUUGCAAAGGGGCUAGCUUAUCUUCAUGAGCAAGUGAAACCACAUAUAAUUCACCGUGAUAUCAAAGCGAGUAAUAUUCUCCUCGAUAAAGACUUGACACCCAAGAUUUCAGAUUUUGGCCUGGCAAAGCUCAUUCCCCCUAACGCGACACAUGUUAGUACGCGCGUUGCAGGAACCAUUGGUUAUUUGGCACCGGAGUAUGCAAUUAGAGGGCAGGCAACACGUAAAUCAGAUGUUUACAGUUAUGGCGUCCUUCUGAUAGAAAUCGUCACUGGAAGAUGCAACACAAACUCACGUUUACCUAUUGACGAACAAUAUCUCCUUGAACGGACGUGGCAACUUUAUGAGAGGAAGGAGCUGGUAUUGCUAGUAGACACGUCUCUAGACGGAGCUUUUGAUGCUGAACAGGCCUGCAGGUUCUUGAAAAUUGGGCUCCUCUGCACUCAAGACGCCUUAAAGCUUCGGCCAUCCAUGUCGACUAUUCUCAAGAUGCUAACCGGUGAGAUGGAGGUCGAUAACAAUAAGAUAACGAAACCAGGGUUGAUCUCCGAUUUCAUGGACCUCAAGAUCAAAAACAACGCGCCUAAACUUCACCCUGAACAAAUCAACGCGGCAUAUGACUAUGUAUUAUCCUCGGACAAUACAACAACUUUGCCAUCGACGAGUUCUUCUCAAGGUAACUCGACAUUCACAACUGUUGCAUAUGAUCAAAGCAUUUGAGCUUAAGAUUUUGAGUGAAUGGAAAAUUUUGGAGUGGUGGAGGGAGGUUCCGCCAUCCCGACCAGUGAAUCAUUAAGAUUCCUUGUUCGAUAGAAUCUUUUACAUUCACAAGUUCCGUCGUUCCCAUCACUUCUGACUUGAAGGAAAAAUAGUUUUUGGUUAAAUAUUAUACUUUCAACUUGCUUUGUUUCAUUCUUUUUGUAUGCAUUUUGGGGUUGAUCAGCAUAUGUAAAUUGUUCACAUGUUAGAUAUAUAGUGUAUGUUGUAAAUUUGGUUGAGUUGAAUUCAAGAAAUGUAAUUCUCUCUAGCUGGUAAAUGGACAAAUUUUCAAGGGUG
Molecule: messenger RNA, 1884 nt
Organism: Capsicum annuum
Lineage: Eukaryota; Viridiplantae; Streptophyta; Magnoliopsida; Solanales; Solanaceae
Product: cold-responsive protein kinase 1
Exons: 7
Coding region: 373-1548 (391 amino acids)
Biological process (GO): protein phosphorylation
Molecular function (GO): ATP binding; protein kinase activity
Source: RefSeq, a predicted model, not a curated record